AUGCCGUCAGUCGGUGGUAAAAGACGAUUGAAUGAAGGUGUGAGUGAUGAACAGAAAAAUGAUCAACGUGUAUGCAAUCAUGAGAAUUAUAAUUAUUAUGCAAAGUGUGGACAGAUUACAUCAACCCGCUAUAAUUACUACAGUGAAUCAGUCAUCAAAACUCAUGGUAAUUAUACACGGAACUCUAUUGAAGCAUCAGCGGGAUUAUCCUGCCUUAAUGAAGAUGAACAGAUUACCCGUACAGGUGAUAAUGAUGAAAGUGGCGCAGAUGAAUUUGCCCGAAUGGACGAAAAUCAAGUAUUUGAAGAAGAUUUCCACUACAAGACGUGUGCUUAUUUCAGUUGCCUUCAACAACACAUAGUUCCAAUUGAUCUGGCCAAUGAGAACAACAGGCUUGUUGAUGAUCACAUUACAAUGGUGUUGGAUACGUUUUGUAUUUACCAAGAAAGGAAUGAUGAUUCGGAGAAGAGUCAAAAUGACUCUGCCUACCAAACUUCAGACAGUAAUCAUAUGAAUAGUAAUGAUGUCAGUGAUGUGAAGGGACGCUGGGAUGAAGAUGAUUCUACACGAGAUUCUCAAGAUACUUUUGAGACUACAUUAGAAUUCUCCUCAUUCAAUCGCACGAAAUGGAGUCUACUCGUCAACUGUCAUUGUAAACAUAGUAUUGAUGAUCCUGAAAAGUUGAGCAGUUUUACUGAAGUAACAAGCGAUGUUAAUUUCUCUAAAUGGAGUGACGGUGAAUCAUCGAAUGUUAUCAGCUGUAAUGAGAGUGAUGGAAUGCUACACCUUCAACAACACAUAGUUCCAAUUGAUCUGGCCAAUGAGAACAACAGGCUUGUUGAUGAUCACAUUACAAUGGUGUUGGAUACGUUUUGUAUUUACCAAGAAAGGAAUGAUGAUUCGGAGAAGAGUCAAAAUGACUCUGCCUACCAAACUUCAGACAGUAAUCAUAUGAAUAGUAAUGAUGUCAGUGAUGUGAAGGGACGCUGGGAUGAAGAUGAUUCUACACGAGAUUCUCAAGAUACUUUUGAGACUACAUUAGAAUUCUCCUCAUUCAAUCGCACGAAAUGGAGUCUACUCGUCAACUGUCAUUGUAAACAUAGUAUUGAUGAUCCUGAAAAGUUGAGCAGUUUUACUGAAGUAACAAGCGAUGUUAAUUUCUCUAAAUGGAGUGACGGUGAAUCAUCGAAUGUUAUCAGCUGUAAUGAGAGUGAUGGAAUGCUACACCUUCAACAACACAUAGUUCCAAUUGAUCUGGCCAAUGAGAACAACAGGCUUGUUGAUGAUCACAUUACAAUGGUGUUGGAUACGUUUUGUAUUUACCAAGAAAGGAAUGAUGAUUCGGAGAAGAGUCAAAAUGACUCUGCCUACCAAACUUCAGACAGUAAUCAUAUGAAUAGUAAUGAUGUCAGUGAUGUGAAGGGACGCUGGGAUGAAGAUGAUUCUACACGAGAUUCUCAAGAUACUUUUGAGACUACAUUAGAAUUCUCCUCAUUCAAUCGCACGAAAUGGAGUCUACUCGUCAACUGUCAUUGUAAACAUAGUAUUGAUGAUCCUGAAAAGUUGAGCAGUUUUACUGAAGUAACAAGCGAUGUUAAUUUCUCUAAAUGGAGUGACGGUGAAUCAUCGAAUGUUAUCAGCUGUAAUGAGAGUGAUGGAAUGCUACACCUUCAACAACACAUAGUUCCAAUUGAUCUGGCCAAUGAGAACAACAGGCUUGUUGAUGAUCACAUUACAAUGGUGUUGGAUACGUUUUGUAUUUACCAAGAAAGGAAUGAUGAUUCGGAGAAGAGUCAAAAUGACUCUGCCUACCAAACUUCAGACAGUAAUCAUAUGAAUAGUAAUGAUGUCAGUGAUGUGAAGGGACGCUGGGAUGAAGAUGAUUCUACACGAGAUUCUCAAGAUACUUUUGAGACUACAUUAGAAUUCUCCUCAUUCAAUCGCACGAAAUGGAGUCUACUCGUCAACUGUCAUUGUAAACAUAGUAUUGAUGAUCCUGAAAAGUUGAGCAGUUUUACUGAAGUAACAAGCGAUGUUAAUUUCUCUAAAUGGAGUGACGGUGAAUCAUCGAAUGUUAUCAGCUGUAAUGAGAGUGAUGGAAUGCUACAGUCGGAUUCAAUAGGAAACUUCACGUCGAUUAAAUCAGAUGAAAUUCAACCAGAAGAUUUCAUGAAACGUGUGGAGCUCAAGGAAAGAUAUGAAGAGUUGAUUGAAUGCAUAGACUGUCAUCAGCCGGCUAUACAUCAGAUAGACGGGGAGUUGAAUACAAUCAGUCAGAAUUUAGCCUUGAUUGCUAGCAAAUUGAAUGAUCCUGACUGUGAUGCUCAUCUAACUGGCACGAGUUUAUCAACUACUGGUGCACUCUUUAAACAGAUACUUGGAUUAGAAGAGAUCGAGUUAGAAAUUAGACAAACUGACGAAAAUCUGUGUGAAAUAAAGUUUAAUCCGCUGUUCACUACAGACUCCUGUCAGACAGAAGGAAUUCAGAAGAGACUGGAGUCCACUGAAGGUGAACUAAUCGAUAUGCAAUUUGCUAUAGAUAACAAGCUAAAGCAUUUGAAGCAAUUCCAUCAGAGAUUAGAUGAAUUCACAGAAUCUAUUAAAACCCAAUUGGUAUGGAUAAGAGAACAAGAAAGUGAAUUGGAACAAUAUACCAUAAGGCAUAAUAAUAACGAAUCCGAAGCUUUGGAGAAAGAACUCAAUGACUUUUAUAUGCUUAUUAUAAAACUUAAUCAUUAUCAAAGAGAUAGUCUACAGCCAAUGCUGAAUACCUAUGACAAACUGACGCGUAACAACUUCAUUUGGAUUGAAAUUGAUAAUAUGACUGAGGCAACAUCACUUGAUAAUAAAUAUACAGUGGUCUUGCAUAGGAACGAGAAUGAAGAACCACUAACAGUGAAUGUUUCAGACAUUCUUUCUUUAUCGACGUUUUCUCGACGAGCUGUAGUGGAUUUUGGUUCAACUACUGGGAAACCAUUAACUCGUUUCUUGUUGCUAGAGAACCUUAUUGAUGAGGCACAGUCGGUUGUAGUUCAACGUGGACCUCCAGAGAAUGAAUUCCUUAUUGACUGGAUAGCAUCAGAAACAGAUAAUAACGAAUUUCGAUCAUGCUAUCCUGCAGUCUCUAAACGAAUUCACCUUUCACCUUUGCACGGCCGAGCUCUAUUGAAAAUUACAUGGGCACCUGCUCGUAAUUCAACGUCAGAGGGUGUAUCUACUUUCCAUCAUGUUAUUCAAUUCCGUGUUAAUAAGACUGUUGGUAUUUUAAUAGUAACUAACCUGUGCUUGUUUAAGCCAUACUUUUGGACGACUGGAUUUCUCGACACGUGGUAA
Molecule: messenger RNA, 3333 nt
Organism: Trichobilharzia regenti
Lineage: Eukaryota; Metazoa; Platyhelminthes; Trematoda; Strigeidida; Schistosomatidae
Source: the annotation of a GenBank genome assembly